Vespula pensylvanica (western yellowjacket) is the source of this 3714-nucleotide messenger RNA. RefSeq lists its product as uncharacterized. Lineage: Eukaryota; Metazoa; Arthropoda; Insecta; Hymenoptera; Vespidae. The transcript has 6 exons. The coding region runs from base 326 to 3538 and encodes 1070 amino acids. The record is from RefSeq and is a predicted model, not a curated record.
GGCUUAGAUACUUCCUUAUUAUGUUCUAGAAUCCAUUUCCUCUCCUGCGCUUUAAUAUACUGUUGUUGUUUACACUACUAGCAACGGUAGGAGUUCAAACGAACAGAAGGAUAAAUUUAUAAGAAACAUUUCUCGUUGUCUUGUUAGAAUGAAAUUUAUAACAUAUAUUGAAGUCGUUCAUAGACAAAAUAUUACUACCGAUAUAUAAGAAUGAAAUGCUAUAAUUUAUGAGAAUUUGUUAUGUUUGUGUGAAUUUGUACAAAAUCGUGGAUUCGUUUGUAUAGUAAAGAAAGCAGACAAAGUAAUAAAUAUAAUCUUUGUUAAUAUGAAUUUUUCGGAUUCUGGAUUUCAAGAAGUCUGCAAAAAGACAGAACUGUCUAGUAAUAAAAAUAAUAUAUCGAUACAAGAUGCUGAUGAGAAUAUUGAAAAAGAAGUGGAAACUAGUAUGGAGUUAUCAGAUAUGAUUGAAUUUUCAAGUGAUUCAGGUGACGAAGACGGUACAUACUACAUGACUACUGUUUGGGAUAUUUCGGAUAUUGAAACUCGUUCACCUUCUGUGAUAACUUCUUCACCACCGUACAACGGAGAAGUUUCUGGUAUGGUAUCUGAUAAUAUAGAGAUAUUAGAGGAAAAUAAUAAUGAUCCAAACAAUAAUUUAGACUUUAAUGAAAUUCCUCAAGAAUCGAAUGGUAGUAGAAAUAUCGAUGAGAUAUCCAAGGAUCGAACGGAUUAUUCGAGAGAAUUAAGAAGUCCUAUUCCAGGUUGUAGUAAAGAUAUAAAUAAUAUGGACAAUUCUACAGAAAAUAGCAUUUAUCAUAAGCUACAUAAAGAUGCUACAUUAAUAUCAACACUUUUGCCAGACAUAGAGUUUGGAUUGAUAUUGGAAACGCUUAAAAAGAAUCAAUAUGCAAAAAAUUAUUGCGAACUUGCGUUAUGGGAUUUAUUACCAGAUAAGAGACCAAUGCCACAAGUAUCGUCGAAAAGAAAACUAACGGAUGAUAUAUGUGAAAUUGAACAAAAAAGAUGUAUGUCUAAGGAACUUGACAUUGUACCUAAUGAAGUGCAAACUAAUAUAGAAAUGACUAAAGCAUUGUGUGCUGUAUCAUCGAAAGAAAAAGAAAAUUUUAAUAUUAAAGAAUCUAUUAAUUCUAAGGUAGAGGAAAAAAAAUUAAAUGAUGCUGAAAGUAAGUCAAUUUCUUCAAUUAGUCAUAGUUCGAUAAUACGCCCAGCAAAGUUAAUAGUUCCUAAAUGUGUACCUCCAUUGCAAUCACUAUUUAUACCAAGUACUAAUAAUGUGGUCUUAGCUCCUGCUAAAUUAACGUACGUUAGUAAAUAUGAAAUGAAAGUUACGAGCAAUGAUAAAUCUUUAUCCCCUGUAAAGAACUUAAUACCGACACAAUCUACAAGUAAAAUAAAUGAAAAUAUAUCUCGCACAAAUAUUUUUCCUGAUAUAAAGGAAACGCAAAAUUGUUUGUUAGCUGAAAGUGAAACAUGUUUAAAGUCUUUCAAAAAUACUAAUGAAGUUAAUGCAGAUAAUUCUUCAGAUCAAGUUACAUCUUCUGUUAUUUUUCCUAUCAUAAAAGACACGGUUACAAGCGAAGACAACAAAGUAUUAAUAUCCAGUCCUGAUAUUUCUAAACGAUCUACAGAGUUUGUGCCUUCUUCAAACAAUGAUUUGAAUGUACCAAGUACUAGUGGAAUAACAAUAUCAAAGCGUGCUGACAUUGCUAUGUCAACAUUAAAUAAAUUUAAAGAAAAAUCAUUAAAUAUCUUAACAGCAGCUAAUAUAACAGCUGAAACAUCAAAUUUAGAACUAACGGAAAUGGAGAAACCAAGUUUCUGUGAAUCUUCUUCAGUAACAGAAAUACAAAAUAUAAAAGACUCAAAGCUUUCUCCUGAAAUGACAAGAAUUUAUUAUAAACUUUUAUCUAUAUUUCCUGGAGUGAAUUCUGAUUACAUUAAAUCGAUAUGCACGUUCAAUGAUUCUCAAGAAACAGAUGAAUCCAUAUUGCUACACGAACUGAUUGAACAUUUACUUGUAUCGGGAGAUAAGUAUCCGCAUGUAAAUUUAGAAUCAGAAACAAGUGAAGCGAUAUGUGAUGUAAAUGAACAAUAUGAAAAUAUGUUAGGAAUAUUUCCAGAUGCAGAUCCGAUUUAUUUAAGAGAUAUCGUGACAAAUAUACACAACAAACCAGAGGAAUUGAAAGCAUUUGUACAAUCUAAACUUGAAACUCGUGAUUAUCCAACACGAGAACAAUAUUUAGCAAAAAGAAAAAUAACUGAGCAGCAAAAACAAUAUACUACUGACUUUAGAAUAGACAAAUUUUUGGAAAUAUAUCCAUGUCCAUUUACUCAUUUUGAAGAUCCAAGAAGACAAUGUUCAUUUAAUUUAAUUGCAUUUGAGUUUCUCAAGUAUUAUUAUAACAAAUUAAAGACCAGUACUAUCUUGCUUGUAUAUGGACAUAACAAACACCAUUUAACUUUAACAGCAAAGGAAUUGGAUAAAAUUAAACCUGAGAUGAAAACAAAACGUAAAAGUCUGUACUUACCACCAAAAGAUAUUCCUCUUUUACAGGAAUUCACAUUUAUACAACAUAGAUCAGAGAUACUAGCAUAUUUAGAAAAAUUACAGCAGGAAGAAACUAUCGAAUUUCAGAGACUCAAAAAAAGUAACGGUCUUCUUGAAUGCCAAUGCUGUUUCGACGACGAAUGUAUGCCAUCUAAAUGUUCCAGUUGUGAUAAUGGUCAUAUAUUUUGUAAUACCUGUAUCAUAAAAGGUGCUGAACUGAAAUUAGCAGAAAGUGAAACACAUAUCCAUUGCUUUGUAAACUGUACAAGUGAGUUUAGUCUAUCAACACUUCAAAAGGUACUUUCUCCAACAACUUUUAGUAUAUUACUUCGAAAAAGACAAGAAGCAGAAGUAAUGGCAGCCGGAUUAGAAGGUUUGAUAUCUUGUCCAUUUUGUCAUUUCGCAUCUAUACCGCCUCCGGAAGAUAAAGUUUUUAAAUGCUUUAAUCCCGAUUGCAUGAAAGAAUCUUGUAGAUUAUGUAAACAAUUAAAUCAUGUACCAUUAAAUUGUGAUGAAGUUGAUUCUGAAAAAGCACAUCAUUAUUUAGAAGAAAAAAUGACAGAGGCCCUUAUACAUAAAUGUUACAAAUGUAGCCGGCCUUUCUUUAAAGAAGAAGGGUGCAAUAAAAUGGUUUGUGUUUGUGGUGCUGAAAUGUGUUAUAUUUGUGAUAAACCAGUCAAUGGUUACAAACAUUUCCGUGGUCAAGGUUCCACGCAAACAGAUCUAUGUCCGUUAUGGAGUGACAAUCACGUAAUAAAUGCAAAAGCCGUUUUACAAAUAGCACAAGAAACUGAAAGAGAAAUAAGACAAAAAAAUCCUAACAUCAAAUUAGUUACAAAUGGUUUGUUACCAAAAAUACCACAUAGGAGAAAAGGUCCUCACGAUGACAUUCCGAAUUCUGAUGUUGUACCUAAACGUGCACAUAGAAUCGCAAUUGCAAGAAUGAUUCCAGAGAAUUUAUACGAUUGAGAUUUUCAAAAAUUAUUGUAUGUAUAUUAUUUUAUAUUUUAUACUUAUAUAUGUACUUUUGGUACAACCAAAGAUCCUUUAAUCAUAAAUGAUAUACUUUUCAACGAUAGAAAUUGAUGAACUUAUAUAUUGUUAAAUAUGUGUAUAAAAAACAAACAAGCAUAUAAUAUUCUUUA